Molecule: messenger RNA, 856 nt
Organism: Ochotona curzoniae (black-lipped pika)
Lineage: Eukaryota; Metazoa; Chordata; Mammalia; Lagomorpha; Ochotonidae
Gene: MRPL32
Product: mitochondrial ribosomal protein L32
Exons: 3
Coding region: 28-588 (186 amino acids)
Biological process (GO): translation
Cellular component (GO): mitochondrial large ribosomal subunit
Molecular function (GO): structural constituent of ribosome
Source: RefSeq, a predicted model, not a curated record
CGUGUGUUCCGUCUUCCGGCGACGAAGAUGGCGUCUCCUGUGCUGGUUGUAAUGGUUCACUCUUGGCCGGUGGCCGGCGGGCUGCUCCGAAACUGUUGGGAGCGAGUCUGGCGGAAGCUUCAGUGGGGCCGCCCAGGCUUCCCCAGCGUUUCUUGGGAACCAGCUCUAGCAGUGCAGGGGCCGGCCAUCUACACAGAGCCAAAUGAUGUCAAUGAAGAGAAGAGUCCCAGCCUUUUGGACAGCCUCGUUUGGAUGGCAGCUCCCAAAAACAGGCGCAGUAUUGAAGUCAACCGCUGUAGGAGAAGAAACCCUCACAAGCUUAUUAAAGUGAAGAACAAUAUAGACGUUUGUCCCGAAUGUGGUCAUCUGAAACAGAAGCACGUCCUUUGUGGCUAUUGCUAUGAGAAAGUGCGCCAGGAGACGGCAGCCAUCAGGCGGCAGAUGGGCAAGUUGGAAGGGGGCCCCCUGAAGGCCCCCACUGUCGAGACCGUGGUGCUGUACGCAGGAGAGACGCCGUCAGAAGCACAUCAGGGCAAGAGGCUCAUUGAACGGGACAGGAAGCGGCCGUCCUGGUUCACCCAGAACUGAUGCUGAAGAUGACGAAAGGAUAAUGUCACCAUAAAAACAUUUCCUGUGGAAGAGAACAGUUUUGUGUUUUAUGUUUUGCUUAUUUUAAAAUCAGCAAUUUAGUUGAGAAUGUUCUGUAUCAUAAACAGUUUCAUGUGGAAUAACAUGAAAAAAGACUCAAAGUAUUUGUUUAUACAAAGUCUUAGUGAAUAUACCUGUUACUGUUAGAUUAAAAGGUUUUUAGUGAAGACAAAAUUUCUAGAGCAAAAAUAAAGCGAUAUAAAAUUCA